Tigriopus californicus is the source of this 2176-nucleotide messenger RNA. RefSeq lists its product as uncharacterized. The transcript is spliced from 4 exons. NCBI's taxonomy places the organism in Eukaryota, Metazoa, Arthropoda, Copepoda, Harpacticoida, Harpacticidae. Gene Ontology annotation, molecular function: chitin binding. Bases 288 to 2030 code for a protein of 580 amino acids. Gene Ontology annotation, cellular component: extracellular region. The record is from RefSeq and is a predicted model, not a curated record.
AGACGAGAGAAUCCUUUCCAUCGUUUAAAGAUCAGUUGUCUGUCAAGCCUCGAUCAGGUUGUGGGUGAUAUUCAAAUAGGAUCGACCGAUUGGACAUUUCCAGGACCUAGGUCUUUCAGAGGGUGAACAUAAUUGUUUUAGCUUUUUGUGAACGAUCCUACUGGCAUCUAGAACCAGAGUGCAUAAGGACACCGACAAGUGCUUGGUCCUCAGUGUAGAAGCGCCCAAAGAAACUGCCCCUUAUUGUAAAUAGGGCUACCACUCUCAAUCGAGCAAAUCGAGCAACGAUGGCGAUGUCCGUUUCUUCCCCAUGGUUUCACACCCGAUGGAAGUUGGUCUCGCUGAGCCUGUCGUUACUUUUCAUCACAGGUGCAACUGCAAUAGACGAAUUGUCAGGAAAUUCACUCUCCUUUGCUCAAGAAGAAAACCAGUUUAUUUCUAUGGCGAAGAAAGUCGGCCUUCGGUUUGUUGAUGGCAAGGAUAGGGAGGGCGCUGAAGAUCUAGGGAACGAUGAAGAGUUUCUUUUGGAUCUCUUCGAGUCCAAGAACUUGCAUAAAAUGGCGCAAAUCGUGGGUCAAAUGAACCACGUGUUCACGCAUCAACCAAAUGGUGACUUGACGGAACAAUCAACCGAAGAACCGGAGAUGUCAACUCAUAAACUGCCAAUGAAAAGUCACACUCACAAGGAUGAUUCGCCAACCGAACUGGUCAUGGUGAACAAUGUGGCUGAGCCAAUUUAUUGGGAGAGCCCCGACAUCCUUACCGAAGAGGCAACCACGUCUAUUCCCGAAUAUCUAACAGAAACAUUGUACUACUUUGAGAAGGAUCAAACGAAUCUGUCUCGACCAUUUGCCAGGACCCCGAGAACUCCCAAAAGUUUAGAACCGGACAACAACUCAAGCCAUAAGUCGAGGAAAAUUCUCCAAGUUUUUGAAGACCCUCAAGACGAACAGGACCAUAUGAUGAUGAUGUUGCACAACGCCGUGGCCAUGGUGGAGUUAGAGGACGUGCUCCAAAACCUUAGACCUAUUCCAUUCAAUGAUCAUGGUAAUCGUGUAGUGCUGAAGACCCAGCAAACGAGAAGGCCACCGAUUCAAACUCCAGCUCCUGAUGUUGCCACCAGAAAGGUAAUAAAGAAACCCCGGAAGCAGCCAGGGCGACUGCGAUCUAAAUUAAGAAGGCCUCGCCCAACUCAAAUUCCCACACAAAAUCCAACGUUCGUCCUUCCGGGCAGUUCACAACCGCUUACGACUCUGGCUCCAAGAUCUCAGAAUGACCUGACGUCCCGUUUCACUCCACGACCAGCUCCCAGAUUUAAUACGGAGCAGCCGAACACCUUGCAACGGAAAAACGUCUCUCCUAAGAAGGUAUUCCCGGUGCAAGACUUUUUCCCUGAAUCGCGACAAUCACAAGCCAAUGCAGCUUUCACGCCGCAAAUCUCUUCCCUUCCACCUUCUCUCAGUCCGACGCCAGCCACCCCAACAACCCCUCGACCGCGGCAACAGAACAGGUUUGCUGUCACUCAACCUACUACGUCGGAAAUCAACACCCUUGCCGCUCGCAACAGUAGGCCGAUCCAACAACCCAAAUUUGUCCAAGUUCAACGCCCGGUGCAGCAAACGCCCCAACCAAUUCGUGGACCAGGAGCAUCGCCACCACCCAGCAGGAUACAGGCUAGGCUUCCAGAACCAUCCCUUGACAGUAACCGCUUAUCCUCUCAGGCUGAAUCUGCAGCCUCUUCUCGGCAGGGCAAACAAUUUAGCAACGAAGUCCAAAAUGGUCCCAGUCUGACAGAAAUCCCGAAAACGAGUUUUUCAUGCCGCAAUCAAGCCUUUCCCGGACUUUACGCAGAUCCCGAAGCGGAUUGUCAAGUGUUCUACAUGUGCCACGGCAACGGCCGUCAAAACGGUUUCCUAUGUCCAGCUGGAACCUUGUUUGAUCAACGAUUCCUGGUGUGCAAUUGGUGGCACAAAGUGGAUUGCUCCCGGGCUACUUCGCUCUACAGUAUCAAUGAAGGCAUUUAUCAAUAAGCACAAUGGAUAACAAGACAACGGAACCAGAAUUCAUGUCCGUCUAUUAUUUAUAACAUAUAUAUUUAUGAUGCCCCACUCAAUGCAGUUCAUUGCAAAUUUGCCAUCCCCUGUCCCACGUUUGAAAUACAAGUGAUCAAAACGAG